AGCAGUCGCUUGGACGAGGAGGAGAUCAGAGGCAGUGGCCACUACAAAUAUACGGGUGCUUAUUCUUUUGGCGUUGAUAGCUGGGACAGUGCUGGGGCCCGAGAUGGAGGAGGAGCAGCAGCAGCAGCCGCAGCCUGACCCGAGGAGGCCUCGCCCACCCCCGCCUGCUCCCCCGCGGCCGAGGCCACCAGUGCCACCCCCGCAGCCUCCGCAGCCACCACCAGCUCCACCUGCUGGACCCAAGAUGCUGGUUAUCGGUAGUCGGGUUUAUCAGCUAGUCCAUCUGGGAACCUAUGUAAUCAAACCGCUGCAUGGUCUGGAUGCGGAUACACAGGCUCCGGACCCAAGAAACCCUGGCAAUGGUGCUAGGAACUUCACUUCGAGCGUCAGCAGUCCAAUGGUUUCUGCUGGAGCCGCUGCUGCAGAUCCAGAAAAUAAACGGCAACCAAGCUGA
Molecule: messenger RNA, 454 nt
Organism: Schistocerca gregaria
Lineage: Eukaryota; Metazoa; Arthropoda; Insecta; Orthoptera; Acrididae
Product: zinc finger protein 341-like
Exons: 4
Coding region: 104-454 (116 amino acids)
Source: RefSeq, a predicted model, not a curated record